Molecule: messenger RNA, 234 nt
Organism: Perkinsus marinus ATCC 50983
Lineage: Eukaryota; Perkinsozoa; Perkinsida; Perkinsidae
Product: diacylglycerol kinase, putative
Exons: 1
Molecular function (GO): ATP-dependent diacylglycerol kinase activity
Source: RefSeq, a predicted model, not a curated record
AAGGUCGAUGACGGCAUCAUUGAGGUGGUGGCUGUGAGCUCUCUAUUCCAUCUUGGCAAGGUCCAAGUUGGGCUUUCCUCACCUUAUGCUGUUUGCCAAGGAAAGGAGAUAACAUUGUCACUGUCGACUGGGGCCCGCUUACCGGCUCAGUUGGAUGGCGAGCCGUACUCUUUGCUCGGCCCUUGUGAGCUUACUGUCUCUCGUAAGGAUGAUGCAUUGAUGGUUGAACGAUGA